UUUUCCUUUCACUUUCACAAAGCAGAGCUGGAGUGCCUGGAACUGCACUCAUUUGGAAAGUCCCAGUCUGUAGAACUCUGCCCAUGAAGUCACAUUUCCAGGAAAAGACUGUUAACUUUGAAGCUGCAAGUUGAGCUGCUGAAGUUUUCAUCUUGGCUGCCCAGUCUGAGCUGCCACGAUGGAAGGUGCAGAGGGCGACAGAGAGGGUGAAAGCAGAGAGAAAUCUCAUCCUGUGCCUCCAUCUGUCCAGGAAGGCAGCAGCAAACUUUUACAUGGUAAAGGAGCUCCAAAUGCUGUAGAGGAAGAGAAACUCCAGGCACAUGUGACAAGUGCAAAACUCAUGGAAGUUCACAAUGCUGGACAGAAAUCAUCCUCCAAGCCUGGAGAUGACACCUCUGCCAGGGAUAACGAGAAAAAGAUCCUGGAUCCCCAGGGGAGAGAGGAGCCAGUGGAGCAAAGAAUCUCUAACAGAAGAGGUGAUGGUGAAAGCAAAGAAAACCUAGGACCCAGUGGCAGGACUGGAAGAAAUGAUGCAGAAGAUACUUCUUUUCCAGGAGCUGCAGCCAGAGUUUUGGAGAAAUGCAUCUGCCUGGAGAACCCAUACCUGUCUGAUAAAAUACUUAAGACGGAACCAACAAUAACCCUAGUUUGUUGUUGUGAUGUCAAAAAAAUUCAAGUUUCCUAAAGAGUCAUCCAAGAUCUGUGUUGCUUUUUACAAGAAACCUGGGCAAUACCAGGAAUUUGCUGUUCUAAAAGAAAGAAAAAAGUAUUUACACGGUCAAGCAACAAUCCCCAUUUCCAAUGUACAGGGAGAAACAAUUUUUUAUAAAUAUGCUAUCUUAAAAAAUAUGCUCUCAACUGACCAUGAAAGAUCAUGUGAUUUAGAGUAUAUUUGUGGAAUGGACUCCAAGAAUACAGGUCAGCUACAUCGAGUCUUGAACAUUCCCAAGGAAGAGAUCAAAGCAAGUGGAACAUGGACUAUUUUUGAAAACAUGAAGUGCUAUUUAUUGAGAAAAAAACAAAUAUCCUUGAAUUGUUCAAAUUGCAGUCUCCAAAAAAAAUGCCCCAAAACACAGUCAACUGUGGUAUCAUAGAAUACCUCACAGAUGAAUUCUCCAAGACCAUCAAGCUCAAGAAGAGCUUUAACAAUUUAGAAAGGAAACUGAAGAUCUACACAGAGAGCUUCAAAAUUUAUCUUGGGGAUGCUGCAAAUGGCAAAACCUGUUCUCCAACUGAUCUUGAAGAUCACCAAUUAAAAACUAACAUGAUAAAGUUCAUGGACAAGAUCGUUGGACACCUGGAGACAGAGGAGCAGAAAGAUAAUGGGCUGCUUUUUGCCUUACACACCUCAUUUUGUUAUAACAUUCAACUAAGCAAAGAGGUAAUCGUCAAGGCUGAAAAACUCUUCCAGGACAUUGGCCCAUUUCAAGACAAAUUCCAGCAUCUGAGAGGAAGGAGCGAUUACAUUUCAGCUCUGAAGAAAAUCUGCUUAGAUAAUGAAGAUGACGUCUUGUGCAUUUGGCUGAUUCCAUUACUGUAUGCAAUUACAGAGAAGAUGGAGGGUCCUUUUUCAAUACAAACCGUUCCUUCACAACGCUUGUUGCAGCUGAGAGAUGAUGAAAAGAAACAGAAGAAAGUCCUGGAGAUGAUAAAGAUUCACAAGUCAUUCAUUGAAAGCUGCUCUCCAUUGGCAAAGACGGUCCUGGAGAUGCUGGCACUGAAGAAUUUCACCACAGAGUCCCUGCUCCAAAUCAAGCUUCCACCUGUGGUCCUCCUGGACACUGUGUACAAUCGCAUCAUAAAAAUCGCCCUUGAACCAGGCCAAGUACAUGAAAAGGAUUUGAACGGCCUUUUGAACAAUAUUGCUGAAAGGAUGACAUCCUGGUUCAAGGACUUGCACCAAUCAGAGGGUACCAAGCAGGUUACUGAGCAGCCGACGAAGCCCACAGAUGAGGAGGAUGCCAUAUUCUGUCUGAAUUUAACAUAUGCAUUGCUUUCAUUUUCCUUAAAACACUGUUAUGCAGUGCCAUUUAGCUCGAUAAUGUCACUGCUACGGAUACUUCAGGUGUUUGCUGCAGAAUCAGAUGUGUUGCAAGCAAAUCAGGAAUUUCAGCAUUUUAUCUCAGAAAGAUGGCAUCAGUUUGAAGGUUAUAUGACAGAGUGGCUGGAGAAAUCCUUGCCCUGGCCACCCAUGAAAAAUACACGGUUCUUUGAAAACAUCGGUGUGUGGCACGAGCUGUCCUUGCUCAACAUCCUCUGUGUGAAAUGGACCAAGAAAUGGCAAAGCCUGAUACACAACAUGGUUGAAAGGUGGCUGGAGAAAGUAAAUGGCAGAGAACUUCUGGACUUCUACUCAGAAUUCAUAGAGAAGGACAAGUAUUGGAAUACAGGUUUCGAGAUCUGCUUCACGGACUGUGUCAUUCAAAGGAUUAAACACUUACCUAAAAGUGAGGAAUCUGUGUUAGUAAAAAUGGUUUCCAAAGUCAUCAAGACAGACAGGUCAUAUGCUGGGAAAGUCCUUUCUGCUGUUGUUGAGAAAAUAUUCUUAGACAAGAUGAACAACUUUCCUUUCUCCUUAAAAAAGGGAGAAAGACAUGCUGAUAGUGCAGAACUAUUUCUCAAAGAGGUGCUCAGCUCUUCCGUGAUCUAUGAUCUCAUCUCUGCUGUUGAAGAAACAGAGGACAAACUUCAAAAUAAGAUCAGUAAAAAUGCAAAAAAACUGGUCUCCAUUUUUUCUAAUUUCUUCCACAUUAUGGGCCAUCAAGUUUUCUCAGGAGACAUUCACUGCAACCUGCUGUCCAUCAUCUUCCAGCAUCAAGAGGAAUUUCAGAAUAUACUGUGCCUCCGUCGUAAACUCAAAGUUUCCAAAUUUAUUUCCCAAAACAGUAGUUCCAUGUGGUGUGUUUUCCUGUUUAACAGGGCAAAUAGAAAAUAUAUCUAUAUUGGAAAGGUCUCUAAAAUACAAAGCAAACAAAGCAAACAAAGCUCUGCAAGAGAAGAAACACAAAGGCAAAAAAUAGAAAAAUUGAAUAUUGGCAAUUUUUAAGCUGUUUUAACACUCUGGACAGAAAACAACAUUCUUCUACUGUGCAAUGGAUAGCAAUUAAAUAGUAUUCCUAUGAUGCAUCUACAGAACUGUGUUUGUGUUGUUAGAAACACAAUCACAGAAUGGUUUGGAUUGGAAGAGACCUCUAAAUGUCAUCUAGUCCAACCCUCCUGCAAUAAGCAGGGGCAUCUUCAACUAGGUCAAGUUGCGCAGAGUCCCCAUCAGCCUGACCUUGAAUGUUUCCAGGAACUGGGGCGUCUACAACCUCUCUGGGCAACCCGUUCUAGUGUUUCACCACCCCCACUGUAAAAAGUAUAUUCCUCAUAUCUAGUCCAAAUCUACUUUUUUAGUUUAAAACCAUUACCCCUUGUUCCAUGGCAAUAGGCCCUGCUAAAAAGUCUGUCACCAUCUUUCUUAUGAGACUCCUUUAAGUAUUGAAAGGCCGCAAUAAGUUCUCCUCAGAGCCUCCUCUUCCCCAGGCUGAACAAGCCCAACUCUCUCAGCCUUUCCUCAUUGGAGAGGUGUUCCAGCCUCUGAUUAUUCCUGUGGCAAUCCUCUGGACCCUCUUGAACAUGUCCAUGUCUUUCCCAUGCUGAGGGCUCCAGAGUUGGCUGCAGGGCUCCAAAGCUGGAUGCAGUACUCCAGAUGGGGUCUCAUCAGAGUGGAGUAGAGGGGCAGAAUCACCUCCCUUAACCUGCUGGUCACACUCCUUUUGAUGCAGCCCUGAACAUGAUGGGUUUCUGGGCUGUGAGCACACGUUGCCAGCUCAUGUCCAGGUUUUCAUCCACCAGUACAGCCAGGUCCUCCACGAGGCUGCUCUCAAUCCCUUCAUCUCCCAGCCUGUAU
Messenger RNA from Pezoporus occidentalis (night parrot), 3892 nucleotides. RefSeq lists its product as uncharacterized. The transcript is spliced from 19 exons. The record is from RefSeq and is a predicted model, not a curated record. NCBI's taxonomy places the organism in Eukaryota, Metazoa, Chordata, Aves, Psittaciformes, Psittacidae. Bases 1061 to 3046 code for a protein of 661 amino acids.